AUGUCGGAAAGGGAUCAAGCUAAAUGGAUGAACCACAUGCAGAUGCAGUAUGGAUUGCGUGCUCGCUGGGCCCACCUAAAAAUCCACAAGGGCAAGGAAGAAAUCUCGAAGACCACUAAGCGUAAGGUAUUUACCUUGACGCUUAACUUUUGUGUGCUCCAGGGGAAAUUCUGCUCUCUACUCGAACCACGGGACUUGGUGAGCGUAUUGGCACUUUGCAACUUGACUCCUAUCAGCGGCUCCGUACGCCGCACUGCUGCCCAGAACCUCACCGGCGCUCGUACUGUGGACGAAGUCUACUUGGCCGUCGCUGCCGAACUGUCGCCAACCUACUACACUUCGUGUGACGUCGGGAGCCUUCGCGUACAACUAGCGUCGACUGAGCUCGCUCGCCAGUCGUUGGAGAACAGGCUAUUUGCCACGGUGCGUAUUCGCGAGAAUCUCGAGCUGCUCGCUCGUCAAGUGCACCUCCGUAGCGACAUGGACGCGAAAGCGGCAAUCGACAUUCGAGUCCAACCCGAAACACGGCGAAGCUUCAGCAGCUCAUCGUGCCCGUGCAAGCCGAAAACUGGAUGCUGCAAAGGCAAAAUUGCGCGUGAGCGUGAUGCCAAGAUGGCAACCAACACUUCCCACUUGAACAAGCUCCAUCACCUGCUGUCGGACCUUGUUCACGGAGACUCCUCGAACGUCCAAGCACUGCGGACGAACGUUGCAACGCAACACGAUCGGAUCGAGCGUCUGAUGCACGCAGACGGGGUAUCCGUCAGCAGGUCAACCUCCGAGCUCUGGAUGCCGACACUCUGGUACUGGCCGCCAAACGACAUGCUCUAA
This is a messenger RNA of Phytophthora infestans T30-4, 831 nucleotides long. RefSeq lists its product as uncharacterized. The record is from RefSeq and is a predicted model, not a curated record. Bases 1 to 831 code for a protein of 276 amino acids. Lineage: Eukaryota; Oomycota; Peronosporomycetes; Peronosporales; Peronosporaceae. The transcript is spliced from 7 exons.